GCUCCGGGGUGGCGUGGUCCUCGCGAAGGGUGGAGGCUGCUCUUGCCUCCUGUACCCGAGUCCGGCGCAGGAGACACGACUGUGGCCCCUGCUGGCGCCACCUAAAGUGUCUGAUGGUGCAAUGGUUAGCGAUGUUGCAGCUGCUCUGGCUGCAGCCGCCGCAGCUGCUGCUGCUGCUGGGGGUUCACCAGGGCAGCUCCCAGGAUUUGACCCACACCCAGGAACCAGCCCUCGCAUGGCAAGAUAAAGGAAUUUUCAUCAUCCAGAGCGAGAGCCUCAAGACUUGCAUUCAGGCAGGUAAAUCUGUCCUGACCCUGGAGAGCUGUGAGCAGCCAAACAAGCACAUGCUGUGGAAAUGGGUCUCAAACAACCACCUCUUCAAUGUGGGAGGUGGUGGCUGCCUGGGUCUGAAUGUGUCUAAUCCGGAACAAGAGUUAAGCCUCUACGAAUGUGAUUCUACCCUCGUUUCCUUGAGGUGGCACUGUACCAGGAAGGUGAUCGUGGGCCCACUCCAGUACGGGGUCCAGGUGAAGCACGGCAGCAGCACCGUGGUGGCGUCGAGGAAACAGCUCCAUAAAUGGAUCACCUAUAUGUCCGGGGGUGGAGACGUCUGUGAGCAUCUUCACAGAGAUUUAUACACAAUCAAGGGGAAUGCCCACGGGAUGCCUUGUGUGUUUCCUUUCCAGUUCAACCAUCGGUGGCACCAUGAGUGUAUCCGGGAAGGGCAGAAAGAGGGCCUGCUGUGGUGUGCCACCACAAGCCGAUACGAACGGGAUGAGAAAUGGGGAUUCUGCCCAGAUCCUGCCUCUACCAGGACAUUUUGUGAUGCCAUGUGGCAAAGGAACUCCAGUUCACACAUUUGCUACCAAUUCAAUCUGCUUUCAUCUCUCUCUUGGAAUGAGGCACAUUCUUCAUGUCAGAUGCAAGGAGGUGCUUUGUUAAGUAUUACGGAUGAAAAUGAAGAAAACUUUAUAAAGAAGCAGCUGAGCGGGGACACGGUGGAAGUGUGGAUUGGUCUGAACCAGCUGGACGAAGAGGCCGGCUGGCAGUGGUCUGAUGGAACGCCGCUCAGCUACCUGAACUGGAGCCCAGAGAUACAUGCUGGGCCGUUUGUUGAGUAUCGUUGCGGAACGCUGAAACGUGCCUCAGCUGCCUGGAGGAGCAGGGACUGUGAGUCGCCCUUGCCUUAUGUAUGCAAACGGCAUCUAAACCGCACUGCCCAGGACAGUUUUGAAAAGGACUCCUGGAAAUACCAUGCCACGCACUGUGAUCCUGACUGGACGCCCUUCAAUCAUAAGUGCUACAAACUUCAGAAAGAAGAAAAGAGCUGGCACGAGGCUCUGCAUUCUUGCCAGUCUAAUGACAGUGUGUUGAUGGACGUGUCUUCAUUAGCAGAGGUGGAGUUUUUUUUAAACCUCCUUGGGGAUGAAAAUGCAUCAGAAACAUGGAUUGGUUUGAGUAGCAAUAAAAUUCCAGUUUCCUUUGGGUGGUCCAGUGGAUCCUCCGUCACCUUCACUAACUGGCAUGCUCUUGAGCCUCGAGCUUUGCCAAACGGAAGAGAACUGUGUGUCUCAGCAGAGCAACCUGAUGGGCGCUGGAAGGUGAAAGGCUGUGAAGAAACACUCUUUUACGUCUGCAAAAGAGAGGGGCAAGUCCUCGCUGACGGGGACUCAGGAUGCAAAGAGGGAUGGGAGAGACACGGUGGAUUUUGUUACAAGAUCGACACAGUCCCGAGAAGCUUUGACCAGGCUUCGGCUGGCUACUACUGCCCUCCGGGCCUCCUGACCGUCUCCAGCAGGUUUGAACAGGCUUUCAUUACCAGUUUGAUCAGCAGUGUGACAGAAACAAAGGAUUUUUGGAUAGCUCUUCAAGACCAAAACAAUACAGGAGAGUACACUUGGAAGACCGUGGGGCAGGGCGCUGAGCCAGUACAGUACACACACUGGAACACACAUCAACCCAGCUACAGUGGUGGCUGCGUUGUCAUGCGAGGAGGAAGUUCAGGAAGUUCAGUUGGUCGUUGGGAAGUGAAGAACUGCAGCGACUUUAAGGCAAUGUCUUUGUGCAAGAUGCCAGUCGACAUCUGGGAGAAAAACGAGUUGAAAGAGAGUUGGCCCUUUCACCCCUGCUAUUUGGAUUGGGAAUCAGAGGUUGGCCUGGCCAGUUGCUUCAAGGUAUUUCAUAGUGAAAAGGUCCUGAUGAAAAGAUCGUGGAGAGAAGCCGAAGCCUUCUGUGAGGAGUUUGGAGCUCACCUCGCAAGCUUUGCCCAUGUAGAGGAAGAAAAUUUUGUGAAUGAGCUUCUACAUUCAAAAUUUAAUUGGACACAAGGAAGGCAAUUCUGGAUUGGAUUUAAUAAAAGGAACCCACUGAAUGCCGGUUCUUGGGAGUGGUCGGAUGGAACGCCUGUUGUCUCUUCAUUUUUAGACAAUGCUUACUUCGAAGAAGACGCCAGGAGCUGUGCCGUGUAUAAGGCAAACAAAACCCUGCUGCCCUCGAACUGUGCUUCCAAACAUGAGUGGAUAUGCAAAAUCCCGAGAGAUGUGAGGCCCAGCUUUCCACUCUGGUACCAGUACGAUGCGCCCUGGCUCUUCUAUCAGAAUGCCGAGUACCUGUUCCACACCCACGCCGUGGAGUGGGACGCCUUUGAGUUUGUCUGUGCCUGGCUGCGAAGUGACUUCCUCACAAUUUAUUCUGCUCAGGAGCAAGAAUUCAUCCACAGCAAAAUCAGAGCGCUAUCGAAAUAUGGUGAAAAUUGGUGGAUUGGACUUGAAGAAGGAAGAGCCAGUGAGCAAAUUCAUUGGCGUAAUGGGUCGCCCGUGAUAUUCCAGAACUGGGACAAAGAGAGAGAGAAAAGAAAGGGUAACCAGAGCCAGCAAUGUGUCUUCAUUUCUUCCACAACAGGGCUCUGGGGGACUGAGAACUGUUCCGUUCCUAUGCCCAGCAUUUGUAAGAGAGUGAAGAUAUGGGUCAUCGAGAGGGAGAAGCUGCCCACACAGCAUGGCACGUGCCCCAGCGGGUGGCUUUACUUUAACCAUAAGUGCUUCCUGGUGACCAUUCCCAAAAACACCCACGAGCUGAAGACCUGGACGCGUGCUCAGGACUUCUGCGCUGCCAGGGGCGGGAUGCUGGUCUCCAUCGAAAGUGAACUGGAGCAAGCUUUCGUUACCAUGCAUCUCUUCGGCCAGACCAUGAAUGUGUGGAUAGGGUUACAAAGUGAUAAUUAUGAGAAUUGGGUGAACGGGAAGCCUGUGGUGUAUUCUAACUGGUCUCCGUCGGAUAUAAUAAUUAUCCCAAGCUAUAACAUUACAGUUCAAAAGCAUGCUCCUCUCUGUGCCCUGAUGUCAAGUAAUCCUAAUUUUCAUUUCACUGGAAAAUGGUAUUUUGAUGACUGUGGGAAAGAAGGUUAUGGAUUUGUUUGUGAAAAAAUGCAAGAUACUCCUGAAUACCAUGUAAAUGUGUCUGAUAUGUACUCAAUCCCCAGUACAUUAGAAUAUGGAAACAGAACAUAUAAGAUAAUUCGUGCUAACAUGACUUGGUACGCAGCGGGAAGAACCUGCCUGAUGUACAGAGCAGAGCUGGCCAGCAUUCCAGACAUAUUUCACCAGUCCUUCCUCACGGUUGUACUCAGCAGGCUGGGGCAUGCCCAUUGGAUUGGACUUUCCACCAAAGACAAUGGUCUCAAUUUCGACUGGUCAGAUGGCACCAAAUCCCCUUUCACCUAUUGGAAAGAUGAGGAGUCAGCCUUUCUUGGUGAUUGUGUUUUUGCUGACACUGGUGGACGCUGGCAUAGCACGGCCUGUGAGUCAUUUCUGCAAGGAGCCAUUUGCCAUGUACCCACUGAGACAAAGGCAUCUGAGCACCCAGUGCUGUGCUCAGAGACAUCAGUUCCCUGGAUAAAAUUUAGAGGUAAUUGCUACAGCUUUUCCACCAUCCUGGACAGCAGGAGUUUUGAAGAUGCUCAUGAAUUUUGCAAAAGAGAAGGGUCUGAUCUUCUGGCGAUCAAAGAUGAGGCUGAGAAUUCAUUUCUCCUGGAAGAGCUUCUUGCUUACGGCUCUUCUGUCCAGAUGGUGUGGCUGAAUGCUCGAUUUGAUGGUAACAAUGAAACCUUACAGUGGUUUGAUGGAACACCCACAGACCCAUCAAACUGGGGCAUUCGGACACCAGACUUGGACCACCUCAAGCCCCGUCCCUGUGUUGCCUUGAGGAUCCCUGAAGGCGUAUGGCAGUUUACCCCCUGUGAAGACAAGACGGGGUUCAUAUGUAAAAUGGAGGCAGAUCUUCCAGCUGUAAUGAAUCAUCCAGGGAAAGGACUGAGCCACAGCACCGUUCCUCUCAUAGUCACAGCGACGCUGGUAACAUCCCUGGCCGUUUGCGUGCUUUCCUUCUGGAUAUACAAGCGGAACAAUGACUUUUUCCGGAGACUCACAGGGCCUAGGCGUCUUUACUAUCCUACACUCAGCUUCAGCACGGCACAUUUAGAAGAAAACAUUCUCAUUUCUGAUCUCGAGAAGAAUAGCCAAUGAUGACAAGGCGAGGAAUUUUCCAGCUAUGAAGAACAAAGGAGGCCAUGAAGGGAGUCCUGUCUGCAUUUCCCCUUAACAAGAUGCCAUUAUAAUAUGAAUUGUGCUUUGUUUUAAUUAUUCUUCAAGCACUGGUUCUGAAUUUUAACCAAAUCAGAUUCAGUUUAAUGUAUUCACUUCCUUUAACUGUGGCCCAUUCUGAAAAGGGGCAUUGGUUAUUAUUUAAAAAAAAAAAAAAAACAACUAUUAAAAAGACUCCUGCAUUAAGAACUCUCAA
Molecule: messenger RNA, 4797 nt
Organism: Psammomys obesus (fat sand rat)
Lineage: Eukaryota; Metazoa; Chordata; Mammalia; Rodentia; Muridae
Gene: Pla2r1
Product: phospholipase A2 receptor 1
Exons: 30
Coding region: 114-4523 (1469 amino acids)
Molecular function (GO): signaling receptor activity
Source: RefSeq, a predicted model, not a curated record